Molecule: messenger RNA, 784 nt
Organism: Engraulis encrasicolus (European anchovy)
Lineage: Eukaryota; Metazoa; Chordata; Actinopteri; Clupeiformes; Engraulidae
Product: prosaposin-like
Exons: 5
Coding region: 137-640 (167 amino acids)
Source: RefSeq, a predicted model, not a curated record
CUGUCAGCAUUGAAAUGAACACACAGUACAGGAUUUUUCAGCUAUAAAUUUGAAAGUCGCAUGUCACUGCACGCACAACAUUACUGUCCACCAACUUGGAGCGCAACAGAGGGACCAAGUAUCGCCUGGAUUCGCAAUGGUGGCGCCAUGGAAACAGAUUUCCAUCUGUAUUCUGUUGCUGUCCUCGGGUAUCUGUGGCAAUGGAAGCUGUGCAGAGGGCGAGCCCGAGGAUGGUGCCAGGAUGGUGGCAGAGGUGAUGCCCGAGGAUGGUGCCAGGAUGGUGGCAGAGGUGAUGCCCGAGGAUGGUGUCAGGCUUUCCUGGGACAAACCUGGAGAAGAAAUGACAAGCAGUAGGCAUCCUGGUCAGAUUCAAGGCAGGGUGCAAUGUGAGAUUUGCACAUUUGUUAUAAGGAAGCUCUUGGAGGCUACUGGUCACGCUCACAAAGACAUGACCGAGGAGAAAAUUGUUGAAAAGCUCAAGGGAAUCUGUCCAAAUUGGGUGAAACGCGAGUGCCACGAUUUUAUUAAAAAAUAUGAAAAGCAAUUGGUCAAUACUUUUCUCCACGUCCAUGAUCCCAGAAAGGCCUGCGUAUCAAUGGACUUUUGCAAACCCAGUAGAAGAGCUGGAAAUGCUUUGUAAAUUGUGGAGAGGAUGUUGGACUGAGCUGUGUGUCAUGUCAUGUCAUGCCAUCUCCUUUAUGGCAAUCCAACAUGGUCAUGCUUUUGUGUUUUGCUUGUUUUGUAUUAUUAACCUUGUAGCACAUUAAAGGUCCUCUGUGUAAGA